Molecule: messenger RNA, 1119 nt
Organism: Dromiciops gliroides (monito del monte)
Lineage: Eukaryota; Metazoa; Chordata; Mammalia; Microbiotheria; Microbiotheriidae
Product: high mobility group protein B3-like
Exons: 1
Coding region: 2-607 (201 amino acids)
Biological process (GO): regulation of transcription by RNA polymerase II
Molecular function (GO): DNA binding, bending
Source: RefSeq, a predicted model, not a curated record
CAUGGCUAAAGGUGACCCCAAGAAACCGAAGGGCAAGAUGUCUGCUUAUGCCUUCUUUGUGCAGACUUGCCGGGAAGAGCAUAAGAAGAAGAAUCCGGAGGUUCCUGUUAACUUUGCAGAGUUUUCUAAAAAGUACUCUGAAAGGUGGAAGACUAUGUCAGGGAAAGAGAAAUCCAAGUUUGAUGAGAUGGCAAAAGCCGAUAAGGUACGAUAUGAUAGAGAAAUGAAAGACUACGGGCCAGCGAAAGGUAGCAAGAAGAAGAAGGAUCCUAAGGCACCCAAACGGCCACCGUCUGGCUUCUUCCUGUUCUGUUCAGAAUUUCGUCCCAAGAUCAAGUCUACAAACCCUGGCAUAUCCAUUGGGGAUGUGGCAAAGAAGCUUGGCGAAAUGUGGAACAAUCUGAGUGACAGUGAGAAGCAACCUUAUAAUAAUAAGGCAGCCAAAUUGAAGGAGAAAUACGAAAAGGAUGUCGCAGAUUAUAAGUCGAAAGGGAAGUUCGAUGGGGCAAAGGGGGCGGCUAAAGCUGCCCGGAAAAAGGUAGAGGAGGAAGACAAGGAGGACGAGGAAGACGAGGAGGAGGAGGAGGAUGAAGAAGAUGACAAAUGAAACUGUACCAUAUUCUGUCACCAUGUGAAUACCAUAGAGUAGGGGAAACACCUUUAAAUGAAACCCCUCUCCUUUGUGAUGGUGUAGAUUGCCCUAUUAGGCUUAAUUGGCUUCUGAUCACAUAGCUUCUCAAAAGUGCUUCUAGAUAGACAUUGUAACUGGUUUUACAUGAAGUGGCCCAGAAACUGUAUCAAAGUUGUACAUAUUUCCAAACAUUUUUAAAAAUGAAAAGGCGUUCUCUGUUCUCCUCACUCUGCACUUUUGUUGUUGGUGUAAAACAAGCAUUUACAAAUGUUUUCAGGCAUUUUUUUUUCAAUUCGUAAGGUGGUGUUUAACUAUAUGGUUAUUGGCUAGAAAAUUCUGGGUUAUAAACUGUACAUAUCUAUAGUUUGUAAAAACAACAAAACCCCACACCCCUAGACAGAUUCUUGGGGGAGUCCAGGCUUGAGGGGACAUGAGACUCUGCCUUUCCUAAGGGGCUGCAAACCCAAAGCCUACACUGUGAAGGUAGA